ACUACUAAUACCCCCACCGCACCGCCGCGCCGGAGUCAGUGGACGCCAGCCAGGUCGUCGUCGCCUGACUGUAUGCUACAGCUCGGCCUCCUCUAGACUCACCCGCAACCCCACGCCGCCGCCCUCGCCCGGCCGCCAUGGGAGGCCUCGAGGAGAUCAAGAAUGAGGCCGUUGAUCUGGAGAACAUCCCGAUCGAGGAGGUGUUCGAGCAGCUGAAAUGCACGCGCGAGGGGCUCACCUCCGACGAGGGGGCGCGGCGUAUCGAGGUGUUCGGCCCCAACAAGCUCGAGGAGAAGAAGGAGAGCAAGGUACUCAAGUUCUUGGGGUUCAUGUGGAACCCGCUGUCUUGGGUCAUGGAGAUGGCCGCCAUCAUGGCCAUCGCGCUGGCCAACGGUGGCGGCAAGCCGCCGGACUGGGAGGACUUCGUCGGUAUCAUCGUCCUGUUGGUUAUCAACUCCACCAUCUCCUUCAUCGAGGAGAACAACGCCGGCAACGCCGCCGCCGCGCUCAUGGCCAACCUUGCGCCCAAGACCAAGGUGCUCAGGGAUGGCCGAUGGGGUGAGCAGGAGGCAGCAAUUUUGGUUCCUGGUGACAUUAUCAGCAUCAAGCUCGGUGACAUCGUCCCUGCUGAUGCUCGUCUCCUUGAGGGUGAUCCCCUCAAGAUUGAUCAGUCUGCCCUUACUGGUGAGUCCCUUCCGGUGACCAAGAACCCUGGUGAUGAGGUCUUCUCUGGCUCGACCUGCAAACAGGGUGAGAUUGAGGCUGUGGUCAUUGCCACUGGAGUGCACACGUUCUUCGGCAAGGCCGCUCAUCUUGUUGACAGCACCAACCAAGUUGGUCACUUCCAGUCGGUCCUCACUGCGAUCGGGAACUUCUGUAUCUGCUCGAUUGCGGUUGGUAUUGUGAUCGAGAUCAUUGUUAUGUUCCCGAUCCAGCACCGUGCCUACCGCAGUGGGAUUGAGAACCUGUUGGUCCUCUUGAUCGGUGGUAUCCCAAUUGCCAUGCCUACUGUGCUCUCGGUCACCAUGGCUAUUGGUUCCCACAAGUUGUCCCAGCAGGGUGCUAUCACCAAGAGGAUGACUGCCAUCGAGGAGAUGGCUGGCAUGGAUGUUCUGUGCAGUGACAAGACCGGAACCCUCACCCUUAACAAGCUGAGUGUCGACAAGAACCUUGUUGAAGUGUUCACAAAAGGUGUUGACAAGGACCAUGUUUUGUUGCUGGCUGCAAGGGCAUCUAGGACAGAAAACCAAGACGCCAUUGAUGCUGCCAUGGUUGGUAUGCUUGCUGAUCCUAAGGAGGCCAGGGCCGGUAUCAGGGAAGUGCACUUCUUGCCCUUCAACCCAGUUGACAAGAGGACCGCUCUAACUUACAUUGACGCCGAUGGAAACUGGCACCGUGCCAGCAAGGGUGCUCCUGAGCAGAUCCUGACCCUGUGCAACUGCAAGGAGGAUGUGAAGAGGAAGGUGCACAAUGUGAUUGACAAGUAUGCUGAGCGUGGGCUUCGUUCUCUUGCAGUUGCAAGACAGGAAGUACCUGAGAAAUCGAAGGACUCUGCUGGUGGACCAUGGCAAUUCGUAGGUCUGCUGCCCCUGUUUGAUCCCCCGAGGCAUGACAGUGCUGAAACUAUCCGGAAAGCACUCCAUCUUGGUGUGAAUGUUAAGAUGAUCACUGGUGACCAGCUUGCUAUUGGUAAGGAGACUGGAAGGAGGCUUGGAAUGGGCACAAACAUGUAUCCUUCAUCCGCAUUGCUCGGACAAAACAAGGACGCUUCACUUGAAGCACUUCCUGUGGACGAGCUCAUUGAGAAGGCUGAUGGUUUUGCUGGAGUCUUCCCUGAGCACAAAUAUGAGAUCGUGAAGAGGUUGCAGGAGAAGAAGCACAUCGUCGGUAUGACCGGAGAUGGUGUGAAUGAUGCCCCUGCUCUUAAGAAGGCCGACAUUGGUAUUGCUGUUGCUGAUGCUACAGAUGCUGCAAGAAGUGCUUCCGACAUUGUGCUCACUGAGCCAGGUCUUAGUGUCAUUAUCAGCGCUGUCCUCACUAGCAGAUGCAUCUUCCAGAGGAUGAAGAACUAUACUAUUUAUGCAGUUUCCAUCACCAUCCGUAUAGUGCUUGGAUUUUUGCUUAUUGCCCUGAUCUGGAAAUACGACUUCUCACCCUUCAUGGUCCUUAUCAUUGCCAUCCUGAACGAUGGUACCAUUAUGACGAUCUCAAAGGACAGAGUUAAGCCUUCUCCCUUACCAGACAGCUGGAAGCUGAAGGAAAUCUUUGCUACUGGUAUUGUGCUCGGAAGCUAUCUUGCUCUGAUGACCGUUAUUUUCUUCUGGGCCAUGCACAAGACAGACUUUUUCUCGGACAAAUUCGGUGUCAGGUCAAUCAGGAACAGCGAACAUGAGAUGAUGUCUGCACUCUACCUCCAAGUCAGUAUUGUGAGCCAGGCCCUCAUCUUCGUCACCCGUUCUCGCAGCUGGUCCUUCGUCGAACGUCCUGGCCUACUCUUGGUCACUGCAUUCAUGCUUGCACAGCUGGUUGCGACAUUCAUUGCUGUCUACGCCAACUGGAGCUUUGCCAGGAUCAAGGGUAUCGGCUGGGGCUGGGCUGGUGUGAUCUGGCUUUACAGCAUCGUGUUCUACUUCCCGCUCGACAUUUUCAAGUUCUUCAUCCGCUUCGUGCUGAGUGGAAGGGCCUGGGACAACCUCCUCGAGAACAAGAUUGCGUUCACCACCAAGAAGGAUUACGGCAGAGAGGAGAGGGAGGCACAAUGGGCUACCGCACAAAGAACACUUCACGGCCUCCAGCCACCUGAGGUCGCCUCCAACGCUCUCUUCAACGACAAGAGCAGCUACCGCGAGCUCUCUGAGAUCGCCGAGCAAGCCAAGAGGAGAGCUGAGAUCGCAAGGCUGAGAGAGCUGAACACUCUCAAGGGCCACGUCGAAUCAGUGGUGAAGCUGAAAGGGCUGGACAUCGACACAAUCCAGCAGAACUACACAGUGUGAGGAAACCCCUUCUGAAUUCGACGAGAGCUUAUUAUCAUCAGCGCGCUGGAGCGAGAAUUGCAAAUGGCGCUCUGGUCUAAAGGAAAUUUUCGACGAAACGAUUGAAAGAAAAAAAAACAUGGCUGAUCUGACCAGCCCUAGUUGUAAAGUGCUACCAAAUAUAUGGUUCGGUUUCCCUCUUCUAGAGAGGUUUUACGUUCUAGUGGAGUACCUACCGUACGUGCGUCUUGGAGUACGACGACGUCUUGUGAUCGCUUUUGCUCUUUUUCCCCCUAACUAGCCGGUGUUCUUGCGGAAUGCAAGAUGGAGAAAAUAAUGGAUGGAUGACAAAUUUUCUGCCACUUUAAUUCUCACUUUGGC
Oryza brachyantha (malo sina) is the source of this 3353-nucleotide messenger RNA. RefSeq names its product plasma membrane ATPase. Gene Ontology annotation, molecular function: ATP binding; ATP hydrolysis activity; P-type proton-exporting transporter activity. The record is from RefSeq and is a predicted model, not a curated record. The coding region runs from base 138 to 2993 and encodes 951 amino acids. Lineage: Eukaryota; Viridiplantae; Streptophyta; Magnoliopsida; Poales; Poaceae. The transcript has 15 exons. Gene Ontology annotation, cellular component: plasma membrane. Gene Ontology annotation, biological process: proton export across plasma membrane; regulation of intracellular pH.